Cucurbita moschata (crookneck pumpkin) is the source of this 2580-nucleotide messenger RNA. RefSeq names its product polyadenylate-binding protein 2. The transcript has 9 exons. Gene Ontology annotation, molecular function: RNA binding. The record is from RefSeq and is a predicted model, not a curated record. Gene Ontology annotation, cellular component: ribonucleoprotein complex. The coding region runs from base 434 to 2371 and encodes 645 amino acids. NCBI's taxonomy places the organism in Eukaryota, Viridiplantae, Streptophyta, Magnoliopsida, Cucurbitales, Cucurbitaceae.
AACCCUUUUUUCUUUCUUCAGUGCAGUUUCAGCUGCCCUCCAAUUCAUCCCUCUGAAACAAUCUCCGUCUUCAUCUCCGCCGUCGGAUCUCGGACUCCGACCAUCUAUCCCUUCUUUAUCCUUCCCUCUCCUCCACUAUUAUUUCGCCUGCACAACAAACCCCCCCCCAAAAAAAAAACUAAACUUUUGUUGUUAGGUUUUCUACCCAAAUUCGUAAAAGAAAAAAAAACACACACACCAUUCUUGUUCUUCGUCGUCGUCGUCGUUCUUACUAUCCAUUUCAUUUCGUCGUCCUGUAGGAUUAUCCUCCGCCGUCCUUAUAUUUUCCGAUUCUGAAUAAUAGAGGAGAGGGAAGCGAGUCAAAGAUCAAAAAAAUUUUAAAAACUUGAAAACUGAAAAGAAAAGCAUCCAAACGACACCGAGUUUUCUCAGAAUGGCUCAGGUUCCAUCUCCACCUCAAGUUCCCGGUGCCGAUCCAGCGGCCAAUGGACAGCAUGUCACGACGUCGUUGUAUGUUGGAGAUCUUGACGUGAAUGUCACCGAUUCGCAGCUCUAUGAUCUUUUUAAUCAGGUGGGGCAGGUUGUUUCUGUUAGGGUUUGCAGGGAUUUGACGACCCGCCGAUCGCUUGGUUAUGGCUAUGUCAAUUACAGCAGCCCUGUGGAUGCAACAAGGGCAUUAGAUGCGCUAAACUUCACCCCUUUGAAUGGAAAUCCUAUAAGGGUUAUGUUUUCGCAUCGUGACCCUAGCGUGCGGAAAAGUGGGUCUGGAAAUAUUUUUAUCAAGAAUUUGGACAAGGCAAUUGAUCACAAAGCGUUGCAUGAUACAUUUUCUGCAUUUGGAAGCAUUUUAUCCUGCAAGGUUGCUACGGAUGCAUCCGGGCAGUCUAAAGGCUUUGGUUUUGUGCAAUUUGAUAAGGAGGAAGCUGCCUUAAAAGCCAUAGAGAAGUUGAAUGGAAUGCUGCUAAAUGACAAGCAGGUGUUUGUGGGACCUUUUGUUCGCAAGCAAGAACGAGAAAGUGUCAGUGAGAAAACAAAGUUUAAUAAUGUUUUUGUUAAGAAUCUGUCGGAAACUACAUCUGAUGAAGAUUUACAGAAUAUGUUUGAGGAGUUUGGACCAAUAACCAGUGUUGUGGUGAUGAGGGAUGGGGAUGGAAAAUCCAAAUGCUUUGGCUUUGUAAACUUUGAGAAUGCGGACGAUGCUGCGAGGUCUGUUGAAGAACUUAAUGGAAAGAAGGUUGAUGGGAAAGAGUGGUAUGUUGGAAAAGCCCAGAAGAAAUCUGAAAGGGAAGUUGAAUUGAAAAAUCGGUUUGAGCAGAGUGUAAAAGAAGCUGCUGACAAGUAUCAAGGUACAAACCUAUAUGUUAAGAAUUUAGAUGAUAGCAUUGACGAUGAUAAACUGAAGGAGUUAUUCUCUGCGUUUGGAACCAUUACCUCAUACAAGGUUAUGCGAGACCCUAACGGAGUGAGCAGAGGUUCUGGAUUUGUUGCAUUCUCAACUCCUGAAGAAGCUGCUAGAGCUCUUGGAGAGAUGAAUGGAAGAAUAAUUGUGAGCAAACCUCUCUAUGUUGCACUCGCGCAGAGGAAGGAAGAUAGGAGAGCGAGGUUGCAGGCACAGUUUUCCCAAUUGCAGCCAAUGGCAAUGGCAUCUUCAGUUGCACCUCGUGGCAUGCCAAUGUAUCCUCCAGGUGCUCCGGGUAUCGGACAACAAAUAUUCUAUGGACAAGCUCCGCCUGCUAUUAUUUCCUCACAGCCUGGCUUUGGUUAUCAGCAGCAACUCAUGCCUGGAAUGAGGCCUGGUGGAGGUCCCAUGCCAAAUUUCUUUGUACCAAUGGUUCAGCCGGGCCAGCAAGGGCAAAGAUCUGGUGGCAGACGUGCUGGUGCCAUUCAGCAAACCCAGCAGCCCGGUCCAAUGAUGCAGCAGCAGAUGCUCCCACGAGGACGUGUGUACCGUUAUCCUCCUGGACGUGGAAUGCCUGAUCUUCCCAUGCCUGGAGUUGCGGGAGGUAUGUUCUCUGUUCCAUACGAGAUGGGUGGUAUGCCCCCACGGGAUACUGUUCACCCUCAACCAAUUCCUGUUGGUGCUUUGGCUUCUGCCCUCGCAAAUGCAGCUCCAGACCAUCAACGAACGAUGCUGGGGGAAAAUCUGUAUCCACUCGUGGAACAGCUAGAGGUUGAUAAUGCAGCAAAGGUGACCGGAAUGCUACUGGAAAUGGACCAAACUGAGGUUCUGCACUUGCUCGAGUCGCCGGAGGCUCUGAAAGCCAAGGUGGCGGAGGCUAUGGAGGUUUUGAGAACCGUGGGUCAGCAGACAGGCAAUCCAGCAGCUGAUCAAUUGGCUUCACUGUCCCUGAGUGACAACCUUGAUGCCUAAUCUGAAUGCAGCCUGCUUUGUCCCCCCGCCUGCUUUUCAUGAUCCUUUUGCUUGAUGCUUCUAUUUUGUUUGAUACCUUAAAGUUUAUCAACUACUUUCGUUCGAACCGAGUGAUUUCUACUUCUGGCGAUGUUUGUGGGAACCUAUUCUAAGUUCUGUUAUGAUGCAUUUUGCUAUCAUUAACACUUCAAAUGCUUACCUUUUAUGAA